Oppia nitens is the source of this 5349-nucleotide messenger RNA. RefSeq lists its product as uncharacterized. The record is from RefSeq and is a predicted model, not a curated record. NCBI's taxonomy places the organism in Eukaryota, Metazoa, Arthropoda, Arachnida, Sarcoptiformes, Oppiidae. The transcript is spliced from 15 exons. Bases 238 to 5349 code for a protein of 1703 amino acids. Gene Ontology annotation, molecular function: GTPase activator activity; guanyl-nucleotide exchange factor activity. Gene Ontology annotation, biological process: signal transduction.
AAUUGUGACAAAAAUAGUGAUAAUAAUAAUAACAACAAUAGUGAGGAUAAUAGUGUAGUGCAGCCAUCAGUUGACUAUUGCCGCCUCCGCCGCCAAUUGGUGGCCAAAUUGUUGGCCACUGAACUAGACUAUCGGCGCACAGUUAUCUCAGUCAAGGGUCUCUACGAAAAGCCGUUAAAAAAACUGUGGUGUAUUACCAUUGAUGAGCACCGGCAGCUGUUUGAUUGGACAGACUCCAUGUGCUCGAUGAGUGCCCAGAUCAUUACCAAGCUUGAAUCAGUGCUCAACUCAUGGGAUGAUAGGACUUCAUGUAUCGGUGCGAUAUUUUCAAAACAAUUGUGGCAACAAUACGAUAGCUAUUUAUCAAAAUAUUCAACAAUUUUAAAUUUACUAAAAGACAAACAGGACACGGAGGACGAGUUUCUAGUUAUUUGUCGCCUACAUAAAGGUGCUGCUAAGCACCGGCUCAACGAUUUGCUACACUUACCGUUGGAUCGUAUAGCACAGUAUGACAAAUAUCUUCAACGACUGGCCAAUAAAACCAGUAGAGAUCAUCCGGAUUACACUGAUAUAUGUAGUGCAGCCCUAAAAUCUCAAACGAUGAUGAAGCAGCGCACAGAUAGCAGCCGUCUAGCACCGGGAGGUUGUGGGGAAAGUGGUGUUGGUAAUGGUAGUGACCUGGAUAGGAUCCAGGAGCUAUUUCCCAGUGAUAAUCUAAGACUACACGAAACUGAUCCAUUAUCACCGAUACGUUAUAUUAUAACUGGAUUACAUGGUAUUAUCCAUAAAAUUGGUGGAUCGUCGGCAUCCAGUCAUCAUACAAACAAACAGUCAAACAAACACAACAACAAUAAUCAAAAUAAUAAUAAUAAUAAUAAUAAUACUAAUAACAAAUUGGACUAUAAUUCCGAUAAUUGUGUCAAUAGAUAUUUUAUAAUGGAUGGACCCGUCCUAUUUACUAUUGGCGUCCAAAGUCAAGAAAGACAUUUGUUUUUAUUUAAUGACUUAAUGUUGAUCGCAAAGUCCAGAUCUUCAGGCAAUUAUAAACUGAAGGAAAAGUGUCGCGUCAGCGAAAUGUGGUUAUCAAAGACAUCAAUAGAUGAUGUAUGCGAAUCAACUAAAUCGUCGGACACCUCCUUUGUGAUGGGCUGGCCCACUACCAAUGUGGUGGCAACGUUCAGUAGUGCCCAAUCCAAGGAGUUAUGGCACGAGAGGAUACAACAAUCCAUUAGCAAAAUCAAGGACAAGGAGGGCAAAUCAAAUACAACAAUACAGGUAUCCUAUUGGGAUCCAGUGGCCAACGAGGACAAGUAUACAUUGGUUAAGGUGACCAACCAGUGUACUACACGGGAUACUAUUGAUACGGCGCUCCGGGAGUUUGGUUGUACCACUGAUAUACCGACACAGUCGCCAACCACUGAGACAUCGUCGGCUGACUUAAGUGCUGACUAUCAGCUAUGGGUAAAGACAUCCCGUGACGAUACACCCUAUCCGCUGGUUGGCCACGAAUAUCCGUUUGCCAUCAAAAUGAACUUUGUCCGCGACCUACUUCACCGAUCCAAUCUGGAUCUGCAUAACUUCAAUACGAUGGCCGCCGAUAAUAAAUGUAUAUUCAUAUUGCGCCGAUCGUACCCGAAAACAACGUCGACGACUGUCCAACAAUCGUCGCCAGUUUCCGGCGGUCAUCGUAACCGCCGAUUAGUGUUGUUGGACAGUAACGGUAAAACACAAAAGUCAAAAUCCAAACGUCGGCCAAUUAACUGGCCAUUCAAACGUAUAUCGUUGCACAAAUCGGUUAGUACUGGGGCCGGACUAUCGGAUAUUUCGUCGGCAUCGAUGACCGAUAGCGGUAUCUGUAGCGGCAGCGAGCCGUCCAGUCCCACUAAAGGCAAACUGUUUGGCCAACAUUUGGACCUACUGUGCAAUGAUGACGAUGACGGACAGCUACCGAAACCUAUUAUGAAUAUGCUACAUGAGCUGAUCCAAAAGGGUCCGUACACUCUGGGCAUAUUUCGCAAGUCGGCCAACGCCCGAGUAUGCAAAGAGUUUCGGGCAAAAUUGGAAACCGAAACGGAUCCCGAUGUUGGCCAAGUACCGGUCAUUGUUGUUGCUUCCGUAUUCAAGGAGUUCCUGCGAUCGUUGCCCGACUGUCUACUACAGUCGCAACUGUAUCCGCAAUGGAUCGACGCCAUCAACAGUAGCAGUGGCGGUGGUAGUGGUGUUGGUCAUCACCAACAACAGUCUGACUGCCGGGAACGGGUCAGCCGACUGCUGGCUCAGUUACCCGCAGCCAACCUGCGUCUACUUAAACAUGUCCUAUGCCUGCUCUGGCAUAUCCAGCAGCAGUCCGGCCAUAAUAAGAUGUGUUCAGUCAAUCUGGGUGUCUGUGUUGGCCAAUCAUUGUUGACACCCAAUCCGUUCGGCGCUCCCAAUCCCGUACCCCCGUCGACACAACGAUGCGAAGAAAUGUCAAAACAAGUGCCAAAACUGAUAGCAUAUCUCAUCGAUCAUUGCCCUGAUUUGUUUGGCGGCGAAACACUACGCCUGUUGGGCGGACCGGUAGCUCAAUCGUCUUCACCGUCGAUGUCGACUGUCAUCGGUGUCGAUGCGGACCCGAAUCGCCAGGAUUCGGGUGCCGAAGAAUCUGAUAGUUUAAACAGUUUGCCCGAUAGUAACAACAGCGGUAGUGGUGUAGUUGUUAGCGGCGGUGGCGGUGGCGGCGUCGGUACCGGUGCUCUCAGUACGAGCAGCAGCAGCAGCACCGGUAGUGAUGGCGGUAACAAUCAUCACCGAUCGGACGACUCGUCCAUCGAUAGUCUGGAACGGGCACUGAUGGACGAUAGUACCCGAGGCAGUCCGGGUGUUACUGUCGAGGGCCGACACACUGGCAGCGGCGGUGGUGGUGGUGGUGGUGGCCAUCGGUUGACAAACAAGAUGUCAUUGUCUAAUCUGUCGCGCGAUUCGGGUCUAACCCUAAGCGAUACACAGCUAUAUACUGACGAUGUGGACAUCGAUGACGACGACGACGAUGAUAUGGACGACCACUUUCCCAGCAGUGGCGGCGGUCCCCAGUCGUCCUAUCCGUAUAUGACCAAAUCGGUACCGCAUAUGUUGGAUCAGACUGGUCUCAGCAACAACAACAACAACAACGACCCGUCAGAUAUUAACGUAACGUUCAGUUAUGGCCGAUCGGUCGGUGUCAGUAUUGACGGCUCCUGUCACGAUGUAGUUAUGCGCAAACGUCGCCAGCAUCUGGGUCUAGGAGGUCAACAUACCGGUGCUGACUAUCAUCACCAGCAGCUGCAGCAACAACAGUGCAACAAUAGAUACCAUCACAAUCAGUAUAGACAUAGUGCCGCUCCGGGCGGUUAUUCGCCAGCAAACUAUGGCCAACAAUCAGCACAUCCUCAUAAUCAUCAUAACUAUCGACACAAUAAUAAUCAAAAUUCAUAUUAUAGACAAUCAUCGGUUCCGUCAACACAACUGUCCGUACAUAAUCACAGCAACGGUUAUCAUAAUCAUCACUACAGCAGCCAUAGUCCCGGUGCUGGUGGCCAUCAUAAUCAUCACCACAAUCUCUAUCAUCAGCACAUACCUAUCCAUUACUCCAAGUCGUACAGCUAUGGCAUCAAUGGCGAUAUCAGCGGCAAUGAUGACCAGACGCUCAACAACAACGACAACAAUAACGAUGAUUAUGGCCGAGACUAUCAACGCGAAUACCGUUAUCGUAGACCACCGUUAGCUGCCGUACUGGGCGGUGCUCCUGUAGUAGUAGCCAAUGGUCAUCAUCAUCACUACUACCGUCACGGCUAUCACGAUCAUCACCACGAGAUUAGCGACCAAUAUCUGCGGCGGACGACCUCCGAGGAGAGUCUGGUUCGCUCGUAUGGCGAUACUGUCGACGCAGAUAUGACUACUGCCGGCAACGGUGGCGGCUAUUCAUCGCUCCAGUACUCGGCCGCCGCUGCCAGUCCUGUCCAUCAAAAACAGUCGUCGUCUACUUACUAUAACAACAACAAUACCAGUGCUGCGGCAACGGCGGCAACACAAGUGACCUUUCGGGCCGAUGUCCACCACUACACCAACAACAACAACAACACCAGUCAUACCACUACCAACAACGGCGGUGUUGCGAAAGUGGCCAGUUCAUCAUCAUCAUCGGUCAUAACUACCACCGCCAGCAACAACAACAAUACCAACUCGGAUACUGCUUCACAGCGUUCGUCACUAUCAUCGAGUCGACUGUCCUCAUCAUCGUCUCUGUUGCGAAACAGUAGCGUCGGUUCGGGUGGUGGCGGCGGUAGCGGUAUUAUAACGUGUCCUCCGAGCUAUCAGGAGACUAUGACCCGCAAAGAGAUACUAUGUCGGGCCCAGAGUAGCACUGCUCUGAACGUUAGCAACGGUGGCGGCAGUAAUAGUAGUACUAACGGCCGUAAAACGUCGUCGGCGUCGACCAACUCGUCCACCAACGCGGCCGCCAACUCAUCGCCCAAUCAUAUAUACGAAGAAUCGGUUCGUGUAUACAAUUCGGAUAUCGACAACAAACGCAACGUUACCCAUAGGGCAGUACCCGCACGGGUAGCUCCUAUUGGCGGCAACAACAGUGACAACAAUAAUAGUUUAGUGUCGGUACACAAACAGACUGUCCAACGGGCGGCCAGCGAUGGCCAUUCGCUGAUGGUUACCAAUACUGCCGGUGCCCGAGUCGUACGUAUAUCUGCUCAACAACAAUCUUCGUCUCCUUCAUCGUCGCCAUACGUCUAUCAUACCAGUGCUCAACAGACACUGUCGACGCCUCCUCAGUCGUCGUCGUCCUCAGCGGCAAACGUGUCGUUUCUUCAGCGAAGUGCCAAAGACUGUACACCCGAAGAGUGGCGCAAAGACAUACCGUGCAAUGUGGCCACACUUCGCAAACUGUUCACACCCGCCGCCGGCAGCGGUAGCUCCCAGUCCUCACAAUCUGGGUCACCAUCGCCGACAUCCCAGUCCUGUUCGUCAUCGACAUCGGUAUCGCCAACAUUGAAUCAGACGCCGCCAAACAAGUACAACAUAUAUGUCCGUCAAUCUGGUCGACCGAUAUCCGUACUGAUCGAGACUACCGGUGCCCACAACAACAAUAAGCUUAGCCAUCAUCGGUCCAUUCAUGAGUCCACUAAUAAUAAUAAUAAUGGCCAACCAUUAAAAGGUGUUACCGUUGUACACGUAGGCCAGCAACAGCAGUCUACCGGUGCUGCCCCUCCCGGCGGACAAUUGUUGACCACUACUACUAGUACUACCAGUGUUUUGCAUCAUAAGAGGACAGACUCUAUAGGUAACAGUUCAUCAUCGGAGGAGGAGUCCUAUGUAUAG